GAAGUGUUGCUCGUCUUGGCUGUAGGGAUGUCAGACAUAGCCAAAGACAAAGCAGCUCGUCUCCUGAAGAAGAGGGGAAGUAUUUCAUCAUUGGGAAGCCAUGAUGUGAAACCAAGAGGCAGCUUCAGCAAAACCAAAGACUCUGUGAGUACAGUGUCUUACAUAGACGAACCAGGCCACCAUGAUGACAUUCAGCGCCCUGCAAUCCUGGUGGAAAACACUUAUCAGAUGGGGCCUACAAAACGUUUUCCAGUAGCGUCUGUAAAUAAUAUUUUAAAGGAUGUUUUGACAAGUUAUCUUCAGGAGGAGAAAUAUGAAGCAGAGCUGUGUAGGCAAAUGACAAAGACCAUCUCUGAGGUAAUUAAAGCACGAGUAAAAGAUCUGAUGAUCCCCAGGUAUAAGAUUAUUGUGCUGAUUUACAUUGGCCAGCUGAAUGACCAAGGCAUGCGUGUUGGAAGCAGAUGCAUCUGGGACCCAGCAAAUGACACUUUUUCUUCCUACUCUUUCAAGAAUAGCUCUCUGUUUGCACUUGCAAAUGUCUACGGGGUAUACUAUGAAUAACACACACAAAUUAAUUAUAUCCAAUACUUUCAACUAGUCUUCAGUAUAGAAACUAGUGUGAACACUGAAUCACACUAUAUAUCUUCCCCCAAAGGCUUUGGCCUGCAACUUCCUGGAUACCACACAGCAAUUAAACAUUUUAGGUUGCAAUUUUUUAUUGAGACAAGAGGUUGCCAGCAUUUUAGGUGAUAUAAGUAUUUGUAUCACUGAGAAUGAGCAUCUGCUGACCUUCUUGUUAAAACGUAACCUUUAACAGUGUACUGGUUAUGUGCUUGAUUUUCUUCCACAUCACCCCUAACCAGCGUUGUACCUACAGAAAUGUUAUUUAUAUUUACCUUUUACUAAAAUAUCGUAGACAAUAGUGUCUAAGAUAAGAAAGCUGGUAUUUAUUUUGUGUUCUGCAGCUUUCAUUUUAAAAUUUAGAUUGAGCCAGGAAGAUAAAUUGUUGAAGGUCUCGAUAAAAUUAUAACUGUAAAAGGUAAUGCAAUAAAGUCGCAAAGUUUGCACCAUGUCUGGUAACCCGUAGCAACCAUUAAGCAGGUAGCAUUUACUGAUAACCUAUUUGAAAACCCUUAAUUGCUGUGGAUUACUAGAUCUCUUGUGCAAAUGUUGUUAUAUUUACCCAUAACAGUUGUGGCACACAGUAAAUCUAUUUCCUAAUUGUUGGGCAUUGGUCCAUUGUAAAUUCUGAUUUAAGUAAAGGCAUAAUGCAAAAAACACUAAUAAAAGCAAAAAUGUA
Messenger RNA from Xenopus laevis (African clawed frog), 1300 nucleotides. RefSeq names its product dynein light chain Tctex-type family member 5 S homeolog (gene dynlt5.S). Gene Ontology annotation, cellular component: cytoplasm; cytoplasmic dynein complex. Lineage: Eukaryota; Metazoa; Chordata; Amphibia; Anura; Pipidae. Gene Ontology annotation, biological process: microtubule-based movement. Gene Ontology annotation, molecular function: dynein intermediate chain binding. The record is from RefSeq and is marked provisional.